AUGAAAAUAGAGGACGAAAAAAGUGAUAAAAUAAUGGAUGAGAAGCUUGAACUAAGUGCUAAUUGUGGACGUAUUCGAUCCAAAGAGGACGAAGAAGCAUUGGACAAGAAAAUUGCUGAAAUUCGAAAAAAGAAUCAAUUGAUCGAACAAAGGAAAGAAGUUGUGGAAGAAGAUCGAGCAAAUUUUGUCAACGAAUAUGGCAAAAUGAGCCUUUAUGAUAGAGCAAAAGGGACAAUGUACAGAAAUAAAGAAACGUUAAAAUCUCGAAAACCUGGAGAAUGGGAUCGAGAAUGGGAUGCUGGAAAAAUAAGUGUUGAAAAUUGGAAAGAGAAUGUACCUGAUAUUGACAAUAGUAAAGGAACAAAUGCGCAUUUUUUACGUCGAUCAAAGAAUCGUAGUAAUGGUUGCAAAAGUAACAAUAGCGCCACAUCAAAAAAAGUAGUUGAAAUUAAGGAGAAGAAGGAGAAGCAAGAAGGCGCUAAAGUUUGCACUGAAACAAACAAAAAAGUAUGCUUUUUGUUUUUUGCUCAUAAAAAUUAA
Brugia pahangi is the source of this 540-nucleotide messenger RNA. The record is from the annotation of a GenBank genome assembly. NCBI's taxonomy places the organism in Eukaryota, Metazoa, Nematoda, Chromadorea, Rhabditida, Onchocercidae.